Messenger RNA from Sardina pilchardus (European sardine), 5902 nucleotides. RefSeq names its product kinesin family member 26Bb (gene kif26bb). Gene Ontology annotation, biological process: microtubule-based movement. Gene Ontology annotation, molecular function: microtubule motor activity; ATP binding; microtubule binding. The record is from RefSeq and is a predicted model, not a curated record. NCBI's taxonomy places the organism in Eukaryota, Metazoa, Chordata, Actinopteri, Clupeiformes, Clupeidae. The transcript has 14 exons. Bases 1 to 5490 code for a protein of 1829 amino acids.
AUGGGUUUCGCCGUAGGAAAUCACUACAUCUUUAACCAGGACUCUGAGGAGGCCAGCGUGGUGCCACUCUGUGCCAUCGAGGCCUGGUAUGAGAGUGACGGCCAGUGUGACGUCUGUGCCACCAACCUGAGGCAGCUGAAGCAGAAGGCUUUGCGCACAAUCCUCACCCAGGAGCAGGCCAUCUGGGCCCGCGAUCCCUCUCCUGGCGGCCUCUCCUCCCCCCGCCCCCCAAAACGAGCCCCAGGCCCUAACACCCUACCCAGGACCUCCAGUCCGCGCGCCAGCGCUGCCAAGCCUGUGCCGAAGUCCAGCGGUCAGGGGAAGGGCACGGGUACGGCGGGGCAGCCUUGUCUGGAGGCUCAGUGGUCUGGGUCAACGCUUCAAAGCAAUGGAGCCUCUCUGCAUCGCCACCAGAUGCCCCAGUCCACAGCUGCCACCCCUGGAGCCACAACCCCCACAGCCACCUCCACAGCCGUGGCCUUCUUUGUCAGGGCGGUGCAGAAGCUCAACCUCUCCGGCCGCAGGAAGAAGCCAUGCUCCGCCCUACCCUCCGGCGUGGACGCCCCGUCUCGCGUCACCGACUUCUGCGGCCUCCUACUGCGCUCCCCUCCCCUGGUCCCACGCCAUCUGCUCCUGGCCUCCACCCCAGGGAAACCCACCCCAGGCACUGGCAAGGGACACGUGAAGGUCAUGUUAAGGGUAAACCCGGUGGUGGACUCCUGCCUCAAACUAGACAGUCGCAGAAAACAGGUCACAGUACUGGACCCAAUUACCCAUAAUCCUCAGCAGCAGACCACAGCCUCCAAGGUCACCCCAAGGUCAUUCACCUUUGACGCCGUCUUCACUCCAGAGUCAAUGCAGGGAGAGGUGUGUGAGAGUGCUCUUCCAGGGCCCCUCCAGGCUGUCAUGAACGGAGCCGACGGAUGCAUCAUCGGGUUUGGACGAGCCGGGACGGGAAAGUCCUACACGAUGACGGGGAAAGACGACUCGAUCCUGAGCCUAGGGGUCAUCCCCUGUGCCAUCUCCUGGCUGUUUAGGCUCGUUAGCAAGAAGAGGGAGAAGACCGGGGCAGAGAUCUCUGUGUCCAUCUCGGCCACUGAGGUCUGUGGGAAAAAUGAAGUCCUCAGGGACUUGCUAUCCACUGAAGACAUGAGUAAUUUUGGCAAUGGCCAGAAACCAGGCAUUUGCCUUUGUGAGGACCCAGUCAGUGGAAUACAGCUUAUGAACCACAGUGUUGUCAGUGCACCCAUGGCGGAGAGAGCUGCCUCCCUAGUGGACGUUGCCCUCUCCUCUCGCAGCGGGAACAGGCCUGGAGUCAGUUCUCACAUGUUCUUCACCCUGCAUGUCCAACAGCAGCACAAGCAGGGCCCCACCAAAGACGCUGUGUGUGGAGGCCAAAGCAGGCUGAUCCUGAUAGAUCUGGGAAGUUGUGUGGAGGAGCACAGUAAGAACAUGGCCCAGCUCUCCUUCCCUGAGCUCAGCAGCGUUGUGUUGACACUCCUUAGAGGAGGCAAACAAGUCCCAAACAGGAAUAGUAAGCUGACCAUGCUCCUGCAGGAGUCUCUAGGGAACGUCAACUGUCAAACAACGGUCAUUGCUCAUGUUUCCGGAUCUGCAGAAAGACUUUCGGAUACUCUCUCUACAUUACAGAUCAUCGCUCGUAUUCAUAAGAUGCAAAGAAAAGCCAAGAAAUCAAGGUCCUCUUCACCAAGUGAGAGAAGUGUUCGUAAAGAGAAGAAAUUGCUCCAGGAGACCAAGCUGAGAGCGUUCCACUCCACUGGCACUCUGGGCCCAGAUGUGCCAACACCAAAGCUUUUCCGGGAUAAGGAGGAUCGCUCUGGGAGUGACCUGUCCUGCGAUACUGUCAUUCAUGUAGAUUCUGAUGGAUGCAACACUGACGUGAACAAGAAGCCCCAGGAGUCCAUAUCAAUAAUCCCAUCUUUGCUCAAAAGCAAGACUGUAGAAAUAACAAACCCCUUGCAAGCUCUGAAACAGCGCCCCCAGAGGACAUUCCUGAAAGACUUUCGCCUCAUUCACCGGUCGCAAGAGGAGAAAGAAACAAAAAUGUCAGCGACCCAAGAGGCAGAGAUGGAAUAUUUCAAGUGCAGCACAUUUGCAGAGCUGCAGGAGCGUCUGGGAUGCAUUGAUGGAAGUGAGUUGAUCAGCCAGGGCCAAUCAGCCGAGACCGUGGGGAAAGUACAACCUUCGCCAGAGGCCAAAAAAGGGACAGAGAAGACUGAAAUAGCCAAUCCUGUCCCCUCUGUACAGGAGAAUACAGAAGGAAAUGGCUACAGAGCAGCUUGUGAGACAAAAACUAUUGACACUGACCUCAUAGAUUCUUUUCAAGGUGAUCCUACAGGUAACAAGGAGAUCCCCAGUGACACACCACUGGCAGAUAACCUGGGGAAUCCUGCUGACAGCAGAAGCCAGACGAGUGCUUCAGAUUCUGAUCAGUGCUUCGCUGAGCUUGAUAUGACAAAGUCUCAAGGACAGUCCUCAGAUGAGUCGUUGCUUCACCCCGAAUACAGGAUCUCUCCUAUUGGCAAGAGUUCCUCAAAAUCCUCCUCCUCUGGUUCGUCAUUGUCCUCCUCCUCCAUGUCUGCUAGCACAGACUCGCCCAUCACUCUGACUGACGCCACUCCCCAGCUGUCUGCUGAGGUUCAGAGAGAGAUGAGGGCCACCAUAACGGUGACCGUCCAGCAGCCCUUUGACCUGAACGGGCACGACGAGUUGGUGUACACUGUGGUGGAGGAGGUCACCAUCAGUGGCAUGGCUGAGAAGGGCAGACCAACCAACGUCAUCAGUUUCAGCGAGGGAAGCUCUCUCCAGGCCUUGACCACAGGUUCGCUGCCAGUCAGGAUUAUUAGCAGUGUUAGCGAGGAUGCUAGCAUGCAAGAUUCCUCAACCAGGAAUGGGGCGCUGGAGAAACAGCCCCUCUUGGCAUCACAGGAAAGAUAUGAACUCACAUCUAACCAGGUCUCUUCCAACAAACCUGAGACUCAUGGUGUACAUCCUGGUGCUAGUGUCGAGGGCUUUUACCAGCCCAGCAAUAGAGAACUGGAGAACCAGACAGAAACUCAGUCCAGUAUGGCCUGUGAGAUGGCCCAACAUGCCAGUUGUUCUUUGGGAAAUGCAGGUGGCAAACCUAGUCUAGAGAAAUUGCAAUGUGGGUACACACCUUCUCAGGAUCUUUGUAAGAAAAAACUAGAGGUUAUCAAGGAAAUGCCUUCACCAGCCAAAAGUAUGGAUAAUCCCUGGAAAGCCUAUAACCAAGAUGUCAUCUCCAAUAACUAUACACCAACAUCGAGUGUUCAUCAAGGAAUAGUCAGGCAAACAGAUGUUAUGUCAGACAGCAACUUUCAAAACUCAAUCCAAAAUGAUGCCAAGAAAUCUAAAGACCUUGAUAUUAACAUGUUCCCCAGCAGGACUAGUGGCUAUCACAGUCCUAUUCAAAAUGAGGCCAAGAAAUGCAAGGACAAGGAUGUCAAUGUGUGCUCCAGCAGGGUUAAACUUGAUCAGAAAGUCUCUGGGGUGACCAGAGAUCCCACCACGGAGUUCAGACCGGAAAAGAAAGCAACUGUCAAGAACUGUCAACUGUCAAGUCAGUUAAACAAACAUCCAUCCUUUAAAGGUGAAGCCAUCAUGUCACCGUCCUCAAGAAGAAGGCUGGUGGAUGCUUAUGACCUCACCAGAUCAGAGAGCCUCAAUUCCAAACAUCACAGAACAGCCAGCUUACCAAGAGCUUGGCAUAGUCUGGACCAAGAGGAUGGCUUUGAGGAUGAUUACCCGACAAGUACAGCCAAAGACUGUAAGGUUAUAGGAGAGGCAAUGUCCACUCCAUGCAGUCCUGGAGACACUUUGGAGAGAAGGCAUGGUCGUACCAAACAAGGAAUAUUUGCAAGAGCCAAAGAAAACUUUUCAACCGGGAGGAGGGAUAGCCCAGAUCAAAAGAGAAGAGCCAGCAGUCAAUCCAGUCUGCCUAGGAGUCCAGUAUUACACCAAAAGUCAUCAUUUCAUUAUGCAGCUCCUGAUGAUUCCUGCAGAAGGAAGCAUAUCAAGUCCCCCAUUGAGGAAAGCAGUAAACUAUUCAGUGCAAAACUGGAGCAAUUGAGCAGUAGGGCUCCUAAUGGAAACACAUCACGGUCAGAAUUUUCAGACUAUUAUUUUUCAGAACAGGACAGUUUUAUGACAUCCACUGAAUCUGUGGAGUGCUUUGAGAGUGAUUCUACUUUGCCUAGAGCUAGUAGAAGUGGCAACAGGAGAUACCCAAAGUUCCUACCUAUGGAUGACCAAGAUGCAGAUUGUAGUAUAUCGGCAUCUAGAAGCAGUCUGUCCAAAGCUUCAGCAGUUAGCAAGCUAAUGAUGUCCAGUUCAAAGCCAAGCAGAAGCUCAACAUCCGGGGCCAAAACUAUGAACCUCACCACCAAGUCUCUGAGGCAGUCAUUCAGGAGCUCAAGUUUAUCACCAGAUGGAACAAGCUCUGGUCAUGGCUCAUGGUCAACCCAGUCACUUUCCCGAAGCCAAGGUUCUAGCUUUUCUGCUAAGUCCUCCAUUAAAAUCAUGAAUGGCAGGAUCACUGAGCUUCUUCGGGGAAAUGGAGAUCCCAUCUCUGGUGCAGACCAGGGUGGCUCUGAACACAAAGAGAAGGGAGCAGCAAAGGAUGACGAAAACCUCCCCUUGCCUUCACCUUACAGCAGGGUCACAGCUCCACGACUACCCAGCCACGGCAGCGGCCACGCUAGUGACACUACGAGCAUUCUAAGUGGCGAGCUGCCUCCAGCCAUGGGCAAGACCUCUUUACUGUGCAACCGCAACAGUGUUGUGAGCAGCGGAUAUGAGAGCUUGAUGAGGGACAGUUCAGCCACAGGAAGCAGCAUGUCCAUCAGGGAGUCCACCAGUGACCACAGCUGCACUCACAGCUUGGCCAGGAGCGGCAGGAGCUCCAAGAGGAGGAACAACAGCACAGCAGGGACUAGUCAGAGACGUCCGUCACAGGAAACCCUUCUGUCGUUACGGCGAUCAACCAGUGGCCCCCGAGUGCGCUGGGGUGACCGGGGUGCAGCUGACUCCUAUGAGAUUAAAGUCUAUGAGAUUGACAAUGUCGAUUGUUUGCAGAGAAGGGGGCUCUCUAGCAACCGAGGUGUGGCUUGCUUCAGUGCUAAGCUGAAGUUCCUAGAGCACCGUCAACAACGGAUUGUGGAGUUACGGUCGAAGUACAACCAUUUGAAGAGAGAGCUGGAGCAGGCAAAGCAGUACCUUAUGCUGGACCCAGAGAAAUGGAGUCAGGAAUUUGACCUUUGGCAGACAUUUGAAGUGGAUUCCCUGGAACAUCUUGAGGCCUUGGAGCUGGUCACAGCCAGGCUGGAAAGCAGACUGAACCAAUGCAAGGCUCAUACCAUGAUGGUGACAUGUUUCGAUGCCGCACCAAAGCGUCGACAGAAAAGAACAAAGAGACAUCGGCCUUCGCCAGACCAAAAGGGAUUCCUGUGACUCGUGUAUGCUGCAGACUGUUUGUGACAUCUUAAUCAAAGACGCUUGGACACUUGAUGAUCAAAGACACUUGGAUCUGGCUACUGAUCAUCAGUGACAUGAAUGCCACUUUGAUAGUACCAACUUUAAAAGAUUGCUCAAUUUUUGGUGCUAAUCCAAUCAAACUGGAUUUCUAAUGCCAUAGUACCUUUGAGACCAACUGAGACUGUAUAAAAGUGUAUUUUUCAUCCUUCAAGGACAAUCUAUUUCUCUCUACUUGACUCACGCUGUUAGGGUCCACUUAAGGCCGUGUCUUUAAUUGAAAAAGAGGUGAAGGGUUGAGUUCUAUAAAAUGAUUUCAAAAGGCAACAGGUCACUGCAUUUGGAACCUUUCCUGCACCACAUAAGAUUCUUUUGUACAGUAAACUGACAA